Messenger RNA from Phyllostomus hastatus (greater spear-nosed bat), 3329 nucleotides. RefSeq names its product LIM domain kinase 1 (gene LIMK1). The record is from RefSeq and is a predicted model, not a curated record. Gene Ontology annotation, cellular component: neuron projection; nucleus; cytoplasm. Gene Ontology annotation, biological process: protein phosphorylation; actin cytoskeleton organization; positive regulation of stress fiber assembly. Lineage: Eukaryota; Metazoa; Chordata; Mammalia; Chiroptera; Phyllostomidae. The transcript has 16 exons. Gene Ontology annotation, molecular function: protein serine/threonine kinase activity; protein binding; ATP binding. The coding region runs from base 194 to 2137 and encodes 647 amino acids.
GCGGCGCGGAGCCGGUGCCUGAGCGGGUGUCGGAGAGGCGGCUGCGGCGCCGCAAGCCCCGAGCCCACCCGGCCGGGCCCGCUCUCUCCGCCUCCGCCUCCCGGGCCGGCGGCGGCUGCGGGCGAGCUCGCCGGGCCCGGGCCGCCCCUAGCCCCAGCCCCAGCCCCGCCGGGCCCCGCCUCCCGCCGAGUGCAUGAGGUUGACGCUACUUUGUUGCACCUGGAGGGAAGAACGUAUGGGAGAGGAAGGAAGCGAGUUGCCUGUGUGUGCGAGCUGCGGCCAGAGGAUCUAUGACGGCCAGUACCUCCAGGCCCUGAACGCUGACUGGCACGCCGACUGCUUCAGGUGUUGUGAAUGCAGUGCCUCCCUCUCACACCAGUACUAUGAGAAGGAUGGGCAGCUCUUCUGCAAGAAGGACUAUUGGGCCCGCUAUGGCGAGUCUUGCCACGGGUGCUCGGAACACAUCACCAAGGGGCUGGUCAUGGUGGCCGGGGAGCUGAAGUACCACCCCGAGUGCUUCAUCUGCCUCACAUGCGGGACCUUCAUUGGUGAUGGGGACACCUACACACUGGUGGAACACUCCAAGUUGUACUGUGGGCACUGCUACUACCAGACCGUGGUGACGCCUGUCAUCGAGCAGAUCCUGCCUGACUCCCCCGGCUCUCGCCUGCCCCACACAGUCACCCUAGUAUCCAUCCCAGCCUCAGCUCAUGGCAAACGUGGCCUCUCAGUCUCCAUCGACCCCCCUCAUGGCCCGCCGGGUUGUGGCACGGAGCACUCCCACACCGUCCGCGUCCAAGGAGUGGACCCAGGCUGCAUGAGUCCAGAUGUGAAGAAUUCCAUUCAUGUUGGAGACCGGAUCCUGGAAAUCAAUGGCACACCCAUUCGGAACGUGCCCCUGGAUGAGAUUGAUCUGCUGAUCCAGGAAACCAGCCGCCUUCUCCAGCUGACUCUUGAGCACGACCCCCACGACACGCUGGGCCAUGUGGCGGGGCCUGAGCCCAGCCCCCUGGUCUCCCCAGCUCACACUCCCAGCGGAGAAGCAGGCAGCUCUGCCCGGCAGAAACCUGUCCUGAGGAGCUGCAGCAUCGACAGGUCUCCAGGCGCCGGCUCACUGGGGUCCCCUGCCUCCCAGCGCAAGGAUCUGGGGCGCUCCGAGUCCCUCCGCGUGGUCUGCCGGCCGCACCGCAUCUUCCGGCCGUCGGACCUCAUCCACGGGGAGGUGUUGGGCAAGGGCUGCUUCGGCCAGGCCAUCAAGGUGACACACCGGGAGACGGGUGAGGUGAUGGUGAUGAAGGAGCUGAUCCGGUUCGAUGAGGAGACACAGAGGACAUUUCUCAAGGAGGUCAAGGUCAUGCGAUGCCUGGAGCAUCCCAAUGUGCUCAAGUUCAUCGGGGUGCUCUACAAGGACAAGAGGCUCAACUUCAUCACCGAGUACAUCAAAGGGGGCACCCUCCGGGGCAUCAUCAAGAACAUGGAGAGCCAGUACCCGUGGAGCCAGAGGGUGAGCUUUGCCAAGGAUAUUGCUUCAGGGAUGGCCUACCUCCAUUCCAUGAACAUCAUCCACCGGGACCUCAACUCCCACAACUGCCUGGUCCGUGAGAACAAGACUGUGGUGGUGGCCGACUUUGGGUUGGCACGGCUCAUGGUGGAUGAGAAGACUCAGCCGCAGGACCUGCGAAGCCUCAAGAAGCCAGACCGAAGAAAGCGUUACACGGUGGUAGGCAACCCGUACUGGAUGGCACCCGAGAUGAUCAAUGGCCGAAGCUAUGAUGAGAAGGUGGAUGUGUUUUCCUUUGGAAUCGUCCUGUGUGAGAUCAUCGGGCGGGUGAACGCUGACCCUGACUAUCUUCCCCGCACCAUGGACUUUGGCCUCAAUGUGCGAGGUUUCCUGGACCGCUACUGCCCCCCAAACUGUCCCCCAAGCUUCUUCCCCAUUACCGUGCGCUGCUGUGAUCUGGAUCCCGAGAAAAGGCCCUCCUUCGUGAAGCUCGAGCAAUGGCUGGAGACCCUCCGAAUGCACUUGGCUGGCCACCUCCCACUGGGCUCACAGCUGGAGCAGCUGGACAGGGGCUUCUGGGAGACCUACCGGCGUGGUGAAAGUGGACUGCCUGCCCACCCCGAGGUCCCUGACUGAGCCCAGCCCACCCAGAAUCCCUGUCCCCACUGCGGAGAAUCCACCCUGCACCGGAUUCCCGUGUAGGAGGUAGCUGGGUGUGGAGCCCUCAGAGGGCAGCAGGCACCCAGCCCCCUCCCCAGGACCAGGCCCUGACUUGCCUCCUCCUCCCCUGUGGGCCGUGGCCCCUACCCCAUCUGCCUCUGGCCCCAGAGCCAGCCUGGCUGCACAUACACCAUCACCUCGCCCCGCCUUACCUCUGUCUCGGUGGGGCUGCCCCCUCUUGCUUCUCCUUGCAUGAGCUGGAGGGCCCAUGUGAGUUGUGCCCCACCCCGCACCCCGCCGCCCCGGCCGUCCUGCACACCCUCCACCUGUCUGCAGCUCCUCCAAGGCCUGCCUGGAGGACAACUUCAGACCGUGCCCUGUCACAGCUGGGUGCACGGGGGCGGGGGGGGCGUGUCAAGGGACAGGCCGUGUUCCCAGGAGCCAUAAGGGAGUCUGGGGCCUGUCACCCCCAGGGGUGUCUAGGUAGUAGCAGGUAUUGAUAACUAUCCAAACCCCCUAAGCAGGGAGAGGUCUGCUCCUACAGGGGGACAUCCCUGCUGUCUGGCCAGCGGCCCUUCCUGCUUUGGGUCUUUUUGUUUCUUUAUUGAAGCCACUUUAGUGAGAAGCACGUACCAGGCCUCAGGGUGGAGGGCAGUUCCCUGCACCUGAGCUGCUGGGAGGAGCCGCAGAGGGAGGUUGGGCAGAGCAGAGGAGGCAGGCAUCCACCAGCAUCGCAGCCCCCUGAAGUUCAUCUCAGCGUCCCCUCCUGGGCCUCUCCCCGAGGCUCCCUACCAGUGGCUGGAAGCCCCUGCCUCUCCCCAUGUCCCUCUGUCCUCUGGGUUCUUUCUGUGUAAUCUAUUUUUUAAGAAGAGUUUGUAUUAUUUUUUCAUACGGCUGCAGCAGCAGCUGCUGGGAGCUUGGGGUUUUAUUUUUUUGGCGGGUGGGGUGGGGGGGCCAUUUUGUCACUUUGCCUCAGUUGAGCAUCUAGGAAGUAUUAAAACUGUGAAGCCUUCUCAGUGCACUUGAACCUGGAAAACAAUCCAAACGAGCCCAUGGGACUGCAACUCAGGGAGGUGGGACAGUCACCUCCAUCCAGGAAUCUUGAUGUCUAAGGAACAAAACCCAGACUCAGAACAAUAAACUCAAUUCCGUGCUCCCCCCACCCGGA